This is a messenger RNA of Macrobrachium nipponense, 847 nucleotides long. RefSeq names its product lariat debranching enzyme-like. Gene Ontology annotation, biological process: mRNA processing. Gene Ontology annotation, molecular function: hydrolase activity, acting on ester bonds. The coding region runs from base 83 to 481 and encodes 132 amino acids. The record is from RefSeq and is a predicted model, not a curated record. The transcript is spliced from 2 exons. NCBI's taxonomy places the organism in Eukaryota, Metazoa, Arthropoda, Malacostraca, Decapoda, Palaemonidae.
CAGGUAAGUAUGUACAAAACCUUAUUGUAUACUAACAAUAACAUUUUAAAAAGUUUAUGGAAAAAAAAAGAAGUAAAGAUUAAUGUGUUUGGUCUUUUACAGGUACCAGUUCACACCCACACCUGAAGAAAUUGAAUCGACCAUAGCCAUGAUGGAAAGUGAUUUGAAAAUCGCUGAGAGUUUUGCACCAACUGCAAAAUCAUAUAGUGAGACUAAUGGCAGACCCAAGAUGGACUAUGUUCGCAUGCCACCACCUGUGAUGAACCCUCAGACAGUCAAUAUUUGCAGCAAACUUGGAAUAGAUGACCCGGUAGCAUUAUUACUCGGCACCAAGAAAAAUUCUAUGUCAUCCCCGAGAGUAACUCCUCCUAGAAGUGGCUUAAACAGUUCUGAAUUAAAUAUCACAUUAGAAUCAUCAAAGCUUUCUGUAACCAAUGUGGAUGAGAAUGCCUGUUCCUCGUCGGGGUUUGAGGCUGUCUGAACCUAAGAUGGAGAUGGAUGGUAGUUCACCUCUUCACUUUAGCAUUGAUUCUUCAUCAGCAUCCUCCUUGAGUGAAGGAGAAUUUAGUCCAUCUCAGAGUCCAGGAACAAAACGAACAAAUGAUGAGAGUGAGAAGGAGGUUUCUCAAGCAUCUGUUUCAUCUUCAUCAGCAAGUAGUGAAGGAAAUAAAACAAAAAAAUUUAAGAGACGAAAUGAAGCCAUAUAUUCAUCCACAGAGGAAGACGGUUAAUAUAAAUGGUAGAUUUGUAAAUGUACAAAGUUGAAGAUUAGGUUGUUUGCAAUGAUUGUAUGAGAAAUUAUGACAGGGUGAAUGUUGGAAUAAGUUUGACUUUUCAAAUUUCUAAU